Messenger RNA from Salvia hispanica, 891 nucleotides. NCBI's taxonomy places the organism in Eukaryota, Viridiplantae, Streptophyta, Magnoliopsida, Lamiales, Lamiaceae. The record is from RefSeq and is a predicted model, not a curated record.
AUGGCUCUUAGAAUCCAACAAAUCAAUCGGAAUUUGGGGGUCAUUAACAAAAGGGCUGCCGAACUUGGCCUCGUCGGGAGACUUGAUGCUGCUGUGCCCACUUUGCCUGAUGUUGCUCGUGAAACUGACUCGUUCUCUCUUGAUCCUAUUUUUAUUGGAAGAGAUGAGAUGAUGUCAGAAAUAGUUGAACAGCUUACUGCUUGUAUCACAACUGAUGAACCUAUUUCUAUCCUUGCCAUUGUGGGAAUGGGAGGAUUGGGAAAGACAACUUUGACUAGGGAAGUCUUCCAUUUUAUCAAAGAAAAGAAUCUGUUUGGAUCACAUAUUUGGGUGCAUGUUUCUCAAAAUUUUGAUCCACUCAUUCUUUUCAACAAAAUCCUCAAAGGAUUGACUUCUCCUGAACAAGUCGAAAUCGGGGAUAAGGAAGGUGUUUUGAAAAUACUUAACAGUGCUUUAAAAAAUAAAACAUAUCUUCUUAUUCUUGAUGAUAUUUGGAAUGAAAGUGUUCUUACAUGGGAACAAUUUUUUCAUCCCUUGUUGCGCGUUAGUUCUAUGAAAGGUAAUGCGAUUGUUGUUACCACCAGAAGUAUGGACGUCGCUUCAAUUAUGAAACCACUUCAUACACAUGAGCUGCAAAUUUUAUCAAAUGAAGAUUGUUGGUCAAUUAUCAAAGAAAAAACUUUUGGAAAAGAGAAUGUUCCUUCAGCAUUUGAGGCCUCUGGAACAAAGAUUGCAGAAAAAUGUAAAGGUUUGCCAUUAGCUGCCAGCGUAGUUGGUGGAGUACUACUGUGUGAUAAAUCUGAAGAAAAAUGGCACUCGAUCAAAGAGAAUUGGCUUUCACGCUAUGAAGGAAAUGAUAUCGCACAGAUAUUGAAGAUUUCUAGAAGCUAA